Messenger RNA from Penicillium daleae, 2052 nucleotides. Its product is annotated as C6 transcription factor. NCBI's taxonomy places the organism in Eukaryota, Fungi, Ascomycota, Eurotiomycetes, Eurotiales, Aspergillaceae. The transcript has 2 exons. Gene Ontology annotation, biological process: DNA-templated transcription; regulation of DNA-templated transcription. The coding region runs from base 1 to 2052 and encodes 683 amino acids. Gene Ontology annotation, molecular function: DNA-binding transcription factor activity, RNA polymerase II-specific; zinc ion binding; DNA binding. The record is from RefSeq and is a predicted model, not a curated record.
AUGGAGCACGUUCGCCGCUACAACGUCGAGCGCUCAUGUCUCCGCUGCCACGAACGGAAAGUCCGUUGCGAUAAGGGUGUGCCGUGCAAUAAAUGCGUGCGCCUCAAUGUGCCUUGCCAGUACCCCGGGCCUAGGCGAGCCAAGCGCCGCCCACCCAAGACGACGGUGACGGAUGUCGUGACGCGGCUUGAGCAGCUUGAGCGCUCAAUUACCACGCUGGCGGGGAACAAGAUGGCUGGCACUUCGGCGCAGGUGAAUCAAGCGCUUGCGGCCUCGAAUGCCCGGAUUAGUCCGGUGUCGUCGUCGAGUGAAUCUGCGGCGGGUCCGGGGAUCCGGUCUUCCAGAGAUGAGGAGCCGCAUCAUGGGUUCUUGUCGAAGGAUGGGUGUUAUAUUGACGAGCCGCUGUUGUCACGGGUGCUGGAGAAAGAAAAGGAUUUACAGAGUGCUAUGGGCUCACCGAAUACGGAGAAUACGUCGUCGAGGAAACCGCCGCCAUUGAAGGUUGACGGGAUUAUCACCAAUCCCAGAUUGUUUCAGGCGGAUUUCAAGGCAUUGUGUCCAACUCGGUGGCAGGCUACGGUGCUCUGGCAGAUAUUUCUGAGCAGGGUGGACCCUGUCUUGAAGGUGAUUCAUGUUCCGACGACGACGCCGCGUUUUUUCACGGCUAUCAAUCGGCCUGAUGCGGUGAAACCGGAUGUGCAUUGUCUGCUAUUUGCGGUCUUCUUCGCUGCUACCACGGCACUGGUCUCGGAUGAUCCUACUAAUGAGGGGACUCGGGAAGAUCUACGUCGAUAUCAACAAGGAUUGGAGCUUGCCAUGCACAAUUCUUGCUUCCUGGACUCUCCUACUCUGAUUUCACUGCAAGCAAUGGCCAUCUACCUUACAUGUCUCCGCUACACUAAUAGUGGCCGCUCCGGCUUCACACUACGAGGCCUCGCCCUCCGUGCCGCCCAAUCCAUCGGCGUCCACCGCGACGGCAAAAACUUCAAACUCCCACCACUAGAAUGCGAACUCCGCCGGCGCCUCUGGUGGAUGCUUUGCACGACAGACGCCCGCAUGGCCGAAGACCACGGCAUCACAAUCUCCGAACAAGACUUUGGCGCCGACACCGAAUUCCCCACAAACACCGACGACCAAAACCUCACAGAAACCCAAACAACCCCCGCCCAACCACUCGCCCGCUGGACAGAAAUGACUUUCAUCCUCAUCCUCUCCGAAAUAAACGCUCUGUCGGCGCCGAUCACCCGCGCAGGUGCCCACGCCGAAUCCCUCAUCUCAGACCUGAAAACCCGCCUGCACGAACGCUACCUGCAGCACGCGGAUAUGGAUAUCCCCAUUCAACGACAAGGCGUGAUGGUCGCCCAAGUCCUCCUGUCAAAAUUUGAAGUACACAUGCGCCAGAAAGCCCUGCAGCGCCGCUCAGCCGCGGAAUCAGAUUCAAACGCCGAGGCCGCCUCGGCCUUGCUCGCAAUGGCCUGCCACGGCCUCGAGCUCGGGCUGGACAUGUACUCGGACGAUUUACUCCGCGGUACGCGCUGGUUAACCUCGACAUAUACCCAGUUCCACCUGCUCACGUAUGUCCUGUGGCAUCUAUGCGUGUACCCGACUGGCCCGCAUGUCGCCCGUGCCUGGCGCGACAUCAAUCGCCAUUUCGAUCUCGCAGAGAAUGAUCCUUCAUGGCCAGAUCCCGGACCCAAGUGGCCCGUCCUGGUCGGGCUGCGGGCAAAGGCGUACAAGAUUCGCCAGGCUCAUGUUCCGCCCGUGGAGGUGAUUCCUGAGAAUAAUGCGCUGGGGAACAUGGGGAAUGUCCCUGUUACGGCGGCCGGGGUGGGUAACGCUGGGCUUGGAACGGAAACGGUGGUUGCGGCUGGUACUGGGGCUGAGAAUGCAGGUGCUGGGAUUGGGAUGGAGGGGGGAUUUGUGCAGAGUGCGGAGGCAUUGUUUGAUAUGAAUGGGUGGGAUUUGAAUUGGGUGGAUUUUCCGGAUUGGAAUUAUUUGGCGCAGAGUCUGGCGGUUAUGGGGCAGGAGGGUGGGAAUUAUCCAGUUGGUUGA